AUGCCAGGUGAGACGGUGGCCGUUGUCGGACCCAGUGGCAGCAGCAAGAGCACGAUUGUAUCGCAGCUUGAGCGUUUCUGCGACCCGAUGGGCGGCAUUGUGACCGUAGAUGGUGCCGACAAGCGAAUGCUGAACGUGAAGUGGUCGCAUUCACAGAUUGGAUUAGCAGGUCAAGAGUCGUCGCUCUUUGCGACAUUCGUUAUGGAGAGUAUUCCCUACGGGUGUACGUCAGCCACAGACAAGCAGACACAGCGGAUUGCCAUUGCUCGUGCAAUUAUCAAGAAAUCUCCGAUCUUGCUGCUGGGCGAAGCUACCAGCGUGCUUGACACAGAGAGUGAACGAAUUGUCCAAGCAUCGCUCGACCGCCAACAAGCAAACACGGACCUAACAACAAUUCUCGUUGUACACCACUUGUCCACGAUCCGCUACGCCAACCGUAUUGCAGUCCAUAGCGGUGAUGCGAUCGUAGAGAUCGGUUUGCGCGAGGAGUUAAUGAAACUGGACAACGGGCACGACCGUAUCCUAGCUCAAGCUCAGGAUCGCGUUUCGAGCGAAGAGGACGAGAAAUCGCUGUUGAAGAAGUGA
This is a messenger RNA of Hyaloperonospora brassicae, 585 nucleotides long. The record is from the annotation of a GenBank genome assembly. NCBI's taxonomy places the organism in Eukaryota, Oomycota, Peronosporomycetes, Peronosporales, Peronosporaceae.